UACUCAUUGAUAAUCGAUUGGCACCUUUGCGGAAGUACCAACGAAGACCGAUCUGGACAUUUCAAGCACCUACAUUCAUCAGUCAAUAUGACGGCUUCUGUAGGAAUCAACUUGCUCGCCGUCUUUUUACUGGAUUUUGCUAUUCAGUUCGUCUGCUUUGUGUUUGCUGCCAUAUUCAAGACUGAGAAAUUCUACGAUCUGUCAGGAUCAGUGACAUACAUUGGUUGCAUUUUGAUUUCUUUACUCUAUCGACAUGGAGACGACAUACUGUCAAACCUGACGCCCCGUCAAAUCAUAAUUGCUGCCCUAGUAUGCAUAUGGGCUGUACGAUUGGGAACCUUCUUGUUCAUCAGAGUCAUGAAAGAGGGCAAAGACGCUCGGUUUGAUGGUGUCAAGGAAAACCCGUUGCAGUUUUCAGUGUAUUGGGCGCUUCAAGUGGUUUGGAUUUACUUGACUGCCUUGCCUUGUUGGAUCGUGCUAGGAAAUGAUUCAUACAACGAACCAAACCUCGUAUGGUCUGACUACGUCGGCAUUGUACUAUGGGUGUACGGUUUCCUAGUUGAAGUAAUUGCCGACACAUCUAAAUUCGUCUUCAAACUCACGAAUCGCAAAGAUUUCAUAUCGACUGGAAUAUGGAAAUACUGCCGGUACGCAAACUACCAUGGCGAAAUCGUUCUAUGGCUCGGGAUGUGGAUACUCUGCAUCCACGGCUUCACAGACAAUUGGCAAUUCGUGUCAAUCAUAUCGCCAUUAUUUGUAGCUGGACUGAUAUUGGGUGUUUCUGGAGUGCCGUUAGCAGAAGCUAGUGCAGAGAAGCGAUACGGUGGACGAGCCGAUUAUCAGGCUUAUAAGGCUGCUACUCCGAAGUACUUUUUGUGGUUUCCCAAGAAGCUUCAAGUGACGAACGAGAGUCAGUCGGUGCCUGAAGAGCCAGUAGAAGAACGAAGGGAUCCAGAACAAGCUGCUUAA
Messenger RNA from Synchytrium microbalum, 969 nucleotides. RefSeq lists its product as uncharacterized. NCBI's taxonomy places the organism in Eukaryota, Fungi, Chytridiomycota, Chytridiomycetes, Synchytriales, Synchytriaceae. Gene Ontology annotation, cellular component: membrane. The record is from RefSeq and is a predicted model, not a curated record. The coding region runs from base 88 to 969 and encodes 293 amino acids. The transcript is spliced from 6 exons.